AUGCCGGAUAUUUAUGUUAAUUUCAUCCAAGGUGGAAAUAAUUUGGAAGGACUAUAUAUGACAACAAAAUUAGGCGAAAAAAACUGGAAAGCAAACUGGAAUGUCCUUUUUGCAAUUGUUUAUACUACGAUAACACCGGCUAAAAUUGGUGCUGGGGAUGAGCAAAAUGUUGUAUGUUAUUGA
Molecule: messenger RNA, 183 nt
Organism: Loa loa (African eye worm)
Lineage: Eukaryota; Metazoa; Nematoda; Chromadorea; Rhabditida; Onchocercidae
Exons: 1
Coding region: 1-183 (60 amino acids)
Source: RefSeq, a predicted model, not a curated record